Molecule: messenger RNA, 366 nt
Organism: Punctularia strigosozonata HHB-11173 SS5
Lineage: Eukaryota; Fungi; Basidiomycota; Agaricomycetes; Corticiales; Punctulariaceae
Exons: 1
Coding region: 1-366 (121 amino acids)
Source: RefSeq, a predicted model, not a curated record
AUGCCUGUACGAGUACCGCAUCGUUCGUCCGGAAAGAAGAGUGUCCAGCUAGACUCUCUUGAUUUGGACGACGGAUCACGGACAUUGGAAAGGUCAUGUGAGGGGUUCCGUUUCAGGCCCUCGCCUAUCUUCGUGUUGCUCUCCUCCCUCGACGAGAUCGCUAACAUCCGCGUCUCGCCUCGCUCUCGUCCGAUUUCCUUAUCAUGGAACACCUGGGUCUCAACAUCCCUCUUAAUCAGUUUUGAUGUACUCGCCCGCUCUGGAGUGGUCGAGUGGUUAGCGGGCAAGGACACCUUCUCGUACACGGCGAACAACCGAUCUCUGCAUCAGUAUAUGCACGCGUUCGGAUUACUCCUUGAUUCUUGA